CAGUUUCAUUUUCCUCUCACUCCGCCUCAGAACAUUUCAGACAGGCGUUUGGACCGACUGUGCAGAAAGGGGCUUAUCAUAGAGUGCAUGGAUUAAGGAUCGAUAUGCUGGAGGAACAUCCGACGCAGAGGGCGAAGGUAAUAGAGCUAUCCCACAGCGGGUUCACCGCAAGCGACCGCCGGUAUGCCUCCACCACGUCUCCCCCUGAAGGCGUUACAUUGGGGGUAAUUGGAAUGAUUGAAGAGACCAUUGGUGUACUGGAAUCCUAAUAGGAUUCCGCCGUGCUGUUCACACGCAUUUCCUAUCCAGGCAAUUCCAGCGGCCGCAGUGCUGAGUGGUGCUCCGCCGGCCACUACGCUUGUGAAGACUUGAUCUCCGGCCGUCCGUGGUCACACUCUUGCCUGGAGUAGCGAUAAUCGCCCACAGACCUUUCUCCAGAACUGGACUCCAGGUCUUACCCACUCCAUCAUGUUCCUAAUGCCGGCUUUUUCCGCCGCUACGGUAUUGGGUUUCCUCACAGGGAUCAGUCUCGCGCAGACCGACAUCGGCCUCACCCUGCCGGAACAAGUCAACACUGUGCUGGGCGAUCCCGUCACCCUGGCUGCAAGCUACAGUACCAACCGCCAGGUGGAGCUACUUUCAUGGUACAAGAUCGACAACGACGACCCCUCGAAAAGGGUGCUGGUUCUGUCCUACUCCCCCAUGAGAGGACAGAGGACGUAUCAUAAUUUUGUAGAGCGGGUGGAGCUUGUUGGUCCGGCGUCGCUAAAGAUUUUAAAGACCCGCGUGGAGGACGAGGGGAAGUACGUCCUGUCACUGCUGGUGGAGGAGGUCGGCAGUGUGGACGGCUUCGUCACGUUACACAUUCUAGUUGUUGAAGUGGGCCCGUCCAACCCCUACGUCAUCGGCCUGGGAAAAGCCGCCCUCCUGACGUGUACAGUGAUGAACGCCAAGCCAAACAUCUCUUCUCUCCACUGGAAGAAAGACGGAACCAUCGUGGACAGUAACCUGAUGAACACCAAGUUCAGCGGAGGAACCAUGGCGUCGCCAUCUUUGAUGAUACGUCACGUGACCCGAACGGACGCGGGCUUGUACACAUGCGUGGCCGAUCACGUGGUCAAACAAGAGAGAAGCAGUCUGAGAUUAUCCGUGUUGUACCCUUCAGCCAUCAUCAGUAUGUCCGACUCCGUGACGUCAUCCCUGUCGGACCGCGUCACCCUGCAGUGCGUGGCAGACGGUAACCCUCCGCCAAACAUCACGUGGACCAAGAACGGGCUGAAGCUCAAGUCCAGGACGCACUCCCUGUCCUCCAGCGUACGGGCCAGCUCCAUCGUCCUCCCGAAGGUCAUGAAGAACGACAGCGGUACCUACCUGUGCGUGGCCACUAAUGGUGUGGGAGAACACGACAAGAAGACGCUAGAACUAACCAUAAAACCGUCCGCCCUGAUGGCCACGCUAAGCUGGAACACGAUAGCGGUGAUUAUCGGCGCCACGGCGGGCGGGCUGUGGGUGGUGGUGUGCGUGGGCAUCACCAUGUACUUCAUCAAGAGACGGCGGGAGAAGAAAGACAAGGAGAAGUACGCCUUCUACUACAAGAUGGGGCGGAAACAGGGCACGGACGAGAUGGACAUCAAAGACGGGCAAACUAAUGAUGGCCCACCAGGGAAGCCGCCAAAACCGCCGACUGACCCCUACGCGGGAAUCAAUACAAUCAGGAGACAGGCGGCAAAGAAAGGGAGGAACGCCGACAGAAGAUACGCCAAGGUACUUUACCCCUAUCGACCCACGGAAGACAACGAGUUGUGCUUGGAAGUGGACGACGUCAUCGAGGUGCUGGAGGGGGAAGAUGGCGGCUGGUGCCUGGGUUACCUGAGGGGCAGGAUAGGCCUGUUCCCCUCCAACUACGCUACCUUCCUCACAGCCAGCGAAGCGUCCACCAUGAAGUUGGAAAUGAUCUACCAAAGUAUGGAUGACAUCGUCGCCUCUCCCGCCAAAUGCAGCAUGUGAACCGAAUGAAUUGACAUUUACCCCGGGACCUGCCGGCGGUUCCAUGUCGUUCCGUGCCAGUUGAACCAAAUCCAAGCCUAAAACGCCUGGAACACCGCGCAUAUUUCAAAUCCUGCAGAACUUGACUUGUCCAAAACACGGCAACGUCAGGAGUUUCUGAACUGUUCUGCAGCCGGAUAUGCCCUAUAUAUUAUAUGAUUAAUGAAAAGACUCUGACUGAUUCCAUGAAUCUAUCAUAAUGAUUGGUUUUAAUUGAAAAACAAUCCAUUAAAGCAGUGCAAAAGGACCUUCUGGAUCAAUACAAUUUGCUCUGCCACAUGUGCACAAGGAAGAUUGCCGAUAGACAAGCGUCUCUACCGCUGAUUCUGUUAGUGAGACGAGAUUCUGAGACUUUUGCUGUCAUUGGCUGGACCUGAUGAACAGAGACUCUCUGGAUGCAGCUGCAGACUGUUGAAGAUUUCUCGCUGUCGGAGUUAAAAUGCGAUUGUAGUUGAUAGUAGUGUGAUACCGCCUGCAACUUAUUCUGCCCCAGCAACUGGAGUGCAUGAAGAUGGACUUCGUGGAUCUCGUGAAUAUUGACAGGAGCGAAGGCUAAACCGAUCUUUGGUGACAAACUUGAGUAAUCGAGUUCACCGCUUCUUGCUCAUCCCUUCCCGCUGGCGGUGUGUCGGAGGAAAUCCGCUCUCCGGACCACAUUAAGAGAUUGCGAUGCAGAGAUAAAAGUUUCAUGCCCAAGAAUCCUCUUUGAUAUCAAGGCAAAAGUUUGCAACCAUCGUCGAUCACGAUUAACCCGCGACAUUGUUACGACAGCGUCGAAGGAUCCAAUGUCGUCCACUAUCAAAGAAAGGUCGCCUCUCUGUUCUGCUGAAUACCGUUAUUCAAUCUGGGUGAUGAAAUACUAGAAUUAACGGCGGCAUCAUCUGGUAUAGAGUAUUCAUCUGGGGGAAUAAAGUCGAUCCACGAGGGCCAGGUGACAAACGAAGUGUAAGCCGCGGAGGAGACACUUUGCCUAGAGAGGAAGUAUGGGGUGGCUUAUGGGCGACAUGAUAAGCGAUAUGCCUUGAAGGACCUUCACGGUCAUUUCUGACGAUGACUUGGUCGAUGUGAUCCAUUGGAAUGUAUAUUUGACACAGGG
Molecule: messenger RNA, 3142 nt
Organism: Branchiostoma belcheri (Belcher's lancelet)
Lineage: Eukaryota; Metazoa; Chordata; Leptocardii; Amphioxiformes; Branchiostomatidae
Product: neural cell adhesion molecule 1-like
Exons: 8
Coding region: 469-2007 (512 amino acids)
Biological process (GO): cell-cell adhesion
Cellular component (GO): cell-cell junction
Molecular function (GO): cell adhesion molecule binding
Source: RefSeq, a predicted model, not a curated record